GGCUGCGCCCCCUCUGCCCCUGGGCGGGUCGGGGGGACCGGAAUGGAGGGAUCCCGCGUCACUCAGGGGCAGGGCGAGGAGUGGCGGCCCCCGCCGGGAGCCGGGGCUGCAGUCGCGGGGCAGCGGCGGCACCAUGCGGACGGCUCCGAGGGACGCGGUGACCAUCCUCCUCCUCCUCCUCCUGGUGCGCGCGGCGGCCGCGCUGGAUUUCAGGUACCACCACACUGAGGAGCUGGAAGCCUACCUGAAGGGCAUCCGCGCCGCCCACCCGGCCAUCACCCACCUGCACAGCAUCGGCCGCUCGGUGGAAGGUAGAGACCUGUGGGUCCUUGUUCUGGGAAGGUUUCCAACCCAUCAUAAGAUUGGCAUUCCAGAGUUCAAGUAUGUUGCUAAUAUGCAUGGGGAUGAGACUGUUGGGAGAGAACUCCUGCUCCAUUUGAUAGACUUCCUGGUGACCAGCUAUGGACGUGACCCAGUUAUUACCAAGCUACUCAAUAAUACCCGCAUUCAUAUCAUGCCAACAAUGAACCCUGAUGGAUUUGAAGCUACGAAAGUGCCUCAUUGCUAUUACUCACAGGGACGGUUCAAUAAGAACGGAGAAGAUCUGAACAGAAAUUUUCCUGAUGCCUUUGAAAAUAACAACGCUACCAUUCAGCCGGAGACUCGAGCAGUAAUGAACUGGAUCAAAAAUGAAACGUUUGUUCUCUCAGCAAACUUGCACGGGGGUGCGCUGGUUGCCAGUUACACCUUUGAUAAUGGUAACUCAGUUACCGGCUCUUUGCAAGGCUAUAGCAGGUCUCCAGAUGACGAUGUCUUUAUUCAUUUGGCAAAAACCUACUCCUACAACCAUGCCAGGAUGCACAAAGGGAUUGGGUGUGACAACAGACAGACCUUUUCAGAAGGCAUUACCAACGGGUAUUCCUGGUACCGGCUGGAAGGUGGAAUGCAAGAUUACAACUAUGUGUGGGGACAGUGUUUUGAAAUUACGUUGGAGCUGUCAUGCUGUAAAUAUCCUCCAGAAGACCAGCUGGAAAAGUUCUGGAGAGACAACAAAGUUGCUCUGAUUGAAUAUAUAAAACAAGUACACCUAGGUGUCAAAGGUCAAGUUACCGAUGGGAAUGGGAAUCCUAUUCCCAAUGCCAUUGUGGAAGCCCAAGGAAGACCUCAUGUCUGCCCUUAUCGAACAAAUCAACAAGGGGAGUACUUUCUUCUCCUUUUGCCUGGGACCUAUGAGAUCAAUGCGACUGUACCAGGAUUUAAAUCAAUGGUGAAGACAGUAGAAAUACCUGACAAUACUGGUAACUUCAGUGCUUUGAAACAAGACUUCUCCUUCUCGGAGGUCUCCUUCCAAUCAAGAGCUGCUUCAUGUCCCAAAACACCGCUCUACCAAGAGUUUGAACGGUCUUCAGCUGCAGUAAAAGCAACUCCACAUGUCUUGGCUUUAAUAACCAUUGUGCUUGUAAUUUUCAAAUAAAGCCAGGAAUGACAUCAGAUGGCAAGGCAAAAUCCUCCUGCUCAAAUGUGGCUUUUCGGACAAGGAAUUGUAUAUGCAAAAGAAUGUAUGUUUUUAUAAACCGAAUUCUCAGAUUCACAGUUUACUCUAUUUUGUAAAAUACUGGCUCAACGGUCAAAUGUUUUACUUCCAUUAUAAUAGCCUGUGAUAUUUUUCUACAUAAAUAUUUUACUCUCAAGAAAUUCUGUCCAGCCUGCGGAGACGACUGCGGAGUUUUGAUGCAGAAAAUACAAACACCUUCUGAAAAAUUUGCCCGAGUUUAAAAAAAAAGUCAAGGAUUGUACUGCAACCGUUUCAUGUAAACUCAGGUUCCUCAUUGCGCCAACAGCCAAAGUGCCACACAACUGUAAGUAAUUCAAGCCUAAUUUUUCAUAAUAAAGCCACUGCUGUAAAUGAGGAAUGGUAUUUU
This is a messenger RNA of Cuculus canorus (common cuckoo), 1922 nucleotides long. RefSeq names its product carboxypeptidase M (gene CPM). Gene Ontology annotation, molecular function: zinc ion binding; metallocarboxypeptidase activity. The record is from RefSeq and is a predicted model, not a curated record. Gene Ontology annotation, biological process: proteolysis. The transcript has 9 exons. Gene Ontology annotation, cellular component: cell surface. Lineage: Eukaryota; Metazoa; Chordata; Aves; Cuculiformes; Cuculidae. Bases 134 to 1474 code for a protein of 446 amino acids.